Molecule: messenger RNA, 1520 nt
Organism: Cynara cardunculus var. scolymus (artichoke)
Lineage: Eukaryota; Viridiplantae; Streptophyta; Magnoliopsida; Asterales; Asteraceae
Product: indole-3-pyruvate monooxygenase YUCCA6-like
Exons: 4
Coding region: 1-1311 (436 amino acids)
Biological process (GO): auxin biosynthetic process
Molecular function (GO): flavin adenine dinucleotide binding; N,N-dimethylaniline monooxygenase activity; NADP binding
Source: RefSeq, a predicted model, not a curated record
AUGAGUUGUUUAAGAGAAUUGGAAGGCAAAAUGGUUCAUGAUCAUCAUCAUCAUCAUCAUCCUCAUCCUCAUCCUCACUAUCUACAAGACCAUGGUCUCACCCGACGUGUAUGGGUCCCUGGUCCCGUCAUCGUUGGCGCUGGACCAUCUGGCCUCGCCGCUGCUGCCUGUCUUAAAGACAAAGGCGUACCCAGCAUCGUUUUGGAGAGAUCCAAUUGUAUAGCUUCUCUUUGGCAAUUCAAAACGUAUGACCGCCUCCGGUUACAUCUCCCAAAGAGCUUCUGUCAACUGCCGUUGAUGCCCUUCCCGGAGGAUUUUCCGACGUACCCAUCUAAGCAACAGUUUGUGGAGUACUUGGAGGCCUACGCAAAGAGAUUCGGGAUCAAGCCGGUUUUCGAGCAGGAGGUGGAGAGUGCUGAGUUUGAUGAUAGUGUAGGGUUGUGGAGAGUGAAGAGUGUAGGGUUGAAAGGCGAGGAGAUGGAGUAUGUUUGUAGGUGGUUGGUGGUGGCUACCGGAGAGAAUGCUGAGGCGCUGGUGCCGGAGAUCAAAGGGAUUGAAAGUUUUCAUGGGAAGGUUCAACACACGGCGGAGUAUAGAAGUGGAAGCAGUUUUAAAGGCAAGAAAGUCUUGGUGGUUGGUUGUGGGAAUUCUGGAAUGGAGGUUUCUUUGGAUCUUUGCAACCAUAAUGCUCAUCCUUCUCUUGUUGUUAGAAAUGCUGUCCAUGUCCUACCACGAGAGAUGCUAGGAAGAUCGACUUUUGGGUUGUCCAUGUGGUUGCUCAAGUGGUUACCUGUAAAACUCGUUGACCGCUUUCUCUUGAUCUUGUCAUGGCUGAUAUUUGGAGACACGGCUAGUUUUGGACUUGACCGGCCUCAAGUAGGACCUCUUGAGCUAAAAGGGAAGACCGGAAAAACUCCAGUAUUGGACGUGGGAACCCUUGCCAAGAUCAAAAGUGGAGACAUCAAGGUGCAUCCAAGCAUUCAAAGUGUGGGGCAUCAUAGUGUACAAUUUGUGAAUGGAAGAGUAGAGAAUUUUGAUGCAAUCAUUUUAGCAACAGGAUAUAAAAGCAAUACUCCUUCUUGGUUAAAGGAGAAAGAAAUGUUCUCGGAAAAAGAUGGGAUGCCAUGGAAACCAUUCCCUCAUGGCUGGAAAGGCGAAUGCGGACUAUAUGCAGUAGGGUUUAGUAGACGUGGCUUGUUAGGUUCUUCUACAGACGCUAAAAGAGUAUCCGAAGACAUAAACAAGUUCUGGAAAGCCGAAGCCAAACAUAUGGCCAUGACCAUUGGACGAUCAUUCACAUUCCAACCCUAGUUCUAGCUUUCUUGCUACAUGACUUAGAGAACACAAGUUCCAUUUAAUUACAAAAUAUUUUUGACACUAAAAAAUCAACCAAAAGUUGGUCAUCAAUUUGUAGAAAGCUGAGCUAGGAAUGGUGGUGGAACUCCUUUCUUCAAACCCAUUAGAGUAUUUAUAUUUCUUGAUUUGGGGACAAGACCUCUAUCUUGAUCUAGGGUAGUGUA